AUAUGUAUUUGUAUAUAAAAAUUUGUGCAGCGCCGGACGCGUGUCAAAAUUUAGCCGGGCUGAGGUGCGUCGCAGUCGCCACUGACGCUGACGCGGACGUCGCCGCUGACGUCGCAGCUGACGUUGACGCUGCUUGAAAUGCCGGCUCGCCGUCGGUUGUGCUUGUGCUUGAUCGGGCGAUGGCGCCGUUUGGUUGAGUUUUUUAGUUUUAGUUCAGUUUCUGCCAGCGACGAGUGACACAGAGAAAUGCGAGAAUAAUCCCUACGACGACGACAACAGACGACAGAAAACGACAAGAAACGAGCAAUUGAAUAAGAGAGAACAAGAAACAACAAAAAACAAAAGCAAUUUUCACACGAAUAAGCAGCAAUUUUUAGAUUUAGCUGAUUGAAGGCGGCAAACGCGGCGUAUGCGUAAUAUGCGCACACACUGCAACACACAGGCAGGCACAACAAAUUAAACACACACACACACAUACUGAUACCCAUAUACACACAAGCAGCUCACAUACAUAUAUAGUGCCUAUAUAUAUAUCAAGAAGAAAGACUUUUGAGUGUGGCUUAGACGCGACGUAGACGAUGCCAAAUAAUCGUAAUCGUAAUCGCAAUCGUAAUCGCAAUAAACGAAAUAAAAAUCAAAAUCAAAAUCAAAAUAAACAGCAAGCGGCAGCAGAGAACAACGAAAAAGAGGAGCAGCAGGAGAAGGCAGCAGCAGUAGUAGUAGCAGCAGCGGCAGCGGCAGCAACAACUUCAUCAACAUCAUCAUUAGCAGCAGCUGACGAUCUUCAGAAUGAUCAUAAUGCAAAUUCUGGCAGCAUUUCAAAUGGGUCACCAACGGCGAGCGACAGCGCCACAGCUGACGAUGAGGCAACAACUGGCGUAGCCAGCAAUGAGAUCAGCCAGCGACAGCUAAAAGAGGAUCAGUCAGAAGAUCGGAGUGAAGUAAAAGAUCAGCUGGAAUAUCCGUAUGAAGAUCAGACAGCAGAAAAGCCUGAAAGCACGUCUGUAGAGCAGCUGAUUGUAGUAAAAGAGCAGCUGACAGACGAAGAUUCACCUAAAGAGCAGACAGUAGAAAAGCCUGGAGACCAGGCCAAAGAAGAUUUGAUUAAGCUGAAAGAGGAAAAACUUGACGAUCAGUCUGCAGAUCUAGCGAAAGAACAGUCCAAAGAGCAGCUAACUGCAGUGGAAGAUCAGCUGAGAGAGGAUCAGUGUAUAGAUCAGUCUAAGGAACAGUUGGAAGAGGCCAAAGAGCUGCUGACUAACGCAAAAGAUCAGCUGAAAGAGGAAAGGCUUGUCGAUCAGUCUGCAGAUCAAUUGCAGAAACCACCAAAAGAACACCUGAUUCAAGUGAAACGUGAGGAUCAGUUGGAAGAUCAGUUGGCUGGAGUGAAAGAUCAGCUUGAAGAAUCACUAAAAGAUCAGAUAGAAGUUAAGGCUGAAGAGCAGUUUGAAGAUCCAAGAAAAGAGAAAUCUGUAGAGAAAGUAGUAAAAGUUCAGAUAAAAGAGGAGUUCCAAACUUCGACUGUAGAUCAAUCCAGCACGCAGCUGAUCGAAUCACUCAAAAAUCAGUGGGAUAUAGAAAAGGCAAAACAGUUCGUCAAACAGUCAGGAACACAAGUCAUAGAUCAGCAAAAGGAACAACUGAUCAAGCAAAUUCCAAGUGAAGAUCUGAAAAAAGAGGAAAUUGUCGAUCAGCCAGUAGAUCAGUCAAAUCAGCCAGAUAAUCAAUCUAAGCAACAUUUGUUUGUUAAGACAGAGGAUCAGCUAAAGCAACAGCCAGUGGUGCGCAUAGUGCCUGUGCGAAUUGAGCAGGAAGCGAGCUAUACGACAGCAACAGAACAGCAAUCAGUUGUUGAAAGCGCAGCAAUGGGCGCCAAGAAUUCCAAGCAGCAACAACAGCAACAGCAGCAGCAACAACAGCAGACAGAGCAGCAACAGCAGCAACAGCAGCAGCAGGCUAUCAAAGCUCCAGGUAGUCCACGACAGGCCAAGGUCAUAGUGCAUCGCAUAGUGCGCGAAGGCGAUGAUGAAGUAGAUGCACAGCAGCAACAGUUGCCGCAGCAACAAAAACAACAGCAGCAACAUCAACCAAGUCAAGCAGAGCAAGAGCUGCCAGCAGCUGUGCAAGAGAUCUUGGCCAAUUGUCAGCUGCAACAGCCGCUGGCAAAGCAACAACAGCCGUCAAAUGCACAACAGCAACAGUCGCCAGCACCGCAGCAACAUGCAGCAAACCAGCCGCUGCAACGCAGCACCAAGGUGAUCAUACAUCAGAUACGCAUCGAGACGGAUGAGCAGGAACGCGCUCGCAGAGGUAAGCCAACCAUUGAGGAGAUCAGCAGCACCACAGCAACACCCGCACACAGCAACAGCAACUGCACCAGCAACAGCAACAACAGUGGCACAUUGUCGCCGCCGCCGCGUUACCUCGUCGAAUCGCCCUCGCCAAAGGCCGUGCAACAGUUCAGUAAAUUCUCGCGCGACUUGCAGAUUCAGGAGCUGGAGCAGAGCAGCGACUGCAGCUCCGGUGAGUUAAAUGGGCCGCUGCAAUCGCCGCUGGUCUUUGAGGCCGACUCCGAGACGGAGGCCACAGUGGCGCCCAUCACCACGCCCAGCGUGACCAGUACAGCUCCCUCAGCUCAGUUCUCUCCCGGCCUGCCGUCCAGCAGUCGCGCCGACGCACAGGAGCAGCUGCGGCAGAAGCGCGCGAAGCGAAACGCACUCGAAAUGCACUUUAUGCCGCAGCUGCUCAGUCCGCGCUAUUUGGACAGCAUUCUGGAGGAGAACAGCGAAACGACUUCAACACCAGGUGAUCUGAGUCGCAGUGGCUCCGCCACCGCCUCCAACACCGCCACGGAUCAGUCAAAGUCGCGUCCAGCUGGGCCCGUCAAGGUCAACGAAACAUUUCCGCGUAGCCAUCUCGACUUCAGUCGUCGGCACAAGCGCCGCGAGGAGCCGGUCGCUCUCAUGCUGGAAACGAAGCUGAUCGAGCAGAGCGACAACCUGGAGAGCUGCACCCGGCUGCAGAGCACGCUGUCGCCACAGUCCGAGGAUGCCGAAUUGGUUUAUCUCAGCUCGUCGAGCUCGAGCAGUGUGUCGGAUCUAAUGGAACUCGAACUGGAGGAGGCAGCUGCUCUCGCUGAGCGUACUCUCAUCGAUCUGGACACCGAUGCCAGCAAGCUCAUCAAUCGGCCAGACAAUGAGCUGAGCAGCAACACCAGCAUGGAGCCCAUCAGCUCAUCCAACGAAACUGAAACCGAGGGCGAGUGUGAGGUCGAAACGGAAGUGGACACGGAAACGGAGGCAACAACUGCGGCCGAGCAGUCGUCGAGUCGCGAGAGCACACCUGUUAACGCUCAAUCCCCAUUGCCAGAGCAGGCAACGCCAACGGUGACGGCGACAGCGACGUCGACAGCGACGCCAGCAGCGACGUCGCCCACGCACGCUGUGGCCAACGAAGGCGAGGCGAGCAAAUUGGCCAACAGUUCGACUGCAACCGCUUCGCUGGCGGCCACGCGCGAGGCAUUCGUACGCAAUAUGGACAAAGUGCGCGAAUUGAUCGAAAUGACGCGACGCGAGCAGAGCGGAAGCGGAAACGGAAAUGCGAACGGCAACGACAACGGGAACGGGAACGAGAACGUUAACGGUAACGGGAGCGUAAGUGCAGACGUUAACGGAAACGGAAACGAAAUCGCGUCGCGUUUUGUUGCUGCUGCUACCGAACAGCAACAGCAACAGCAACAGCAACUGCAGCUGCAGCAGCAACAGCAGCCAAGUGAAUUGCGUUGUAGGUUAUCACCCACGCCGCCGCCUGUGCCACCACCACCCAGCUGCAUGCACUAUACCCCAACCACACAACAGCAACAACAACAGCAGCAGCUAGAGCAACAGCAAUCACAAUUUGAUUUGCAUGCCAAAGUGAAUCCCUUGUUGCUCUCGCGGCAAGAGUCGAACGAUUCGCACUGCUCGGACAGCACACAGCACAGCCAAUGCACCGCCAUUAACAUGGCCUCACCACCACCCACACCACACACACUAGCCCCACAGCCACCGCCCACAGCACCCACAGCAUCCACUCCACCCACUCCACCCCAGCGCCAACAUUCAGCCAUUUCCACAAUUUCAGCUGAGCAAGCGGAAGCGGAUCGCAUCAAGAAAUUGCGUCUGCUAUGCACCGAGACCUUGGCCUCCAUGCCCUAUGGCGAGCAGAUGCUUGAAGAGCUCGCAAGCGUGGCACAAAAUAUACAGCAACAGCAGCAACAGCAACCACAGCAGCAGCAACAGCAACAGCAGCAACAACAGCAAUCGAACAUGCCUUAUCCUCUGCCUCAGCUGCCUCACAUAAGCGAGCUGCAGCUGUCGCUGAAUCAGGUCCAGGCUGAGCAGAAGGAUGCCUGGCUGGGUGUGCCCACGCAGGCGGAUCCUCAGCUGCUUGUGUGCCUGUCGCCCGCACAGCGCGCCCUGGCACAGCAGCAACAGUUGCAGCCGGCGGCCGAUCAGCUGCUGGAUGCGCACGAGAAAUUCGUGCAGCGUCGCGGCUAUCACGAGCUGAGCAGCGAACAGGUGCGCGCCAUGGACGAGGCCCAACUGAAUGCGGAGCAGCAGCAGAUACUCAAAACGGCGGCCAAAAUGCGCGAGUUGCGCAAGAGUCUAACGCCCACGCCAACAUCGCCAACGCCGCAGCAGCAGCAACAGCAGCAGCAGCCGCCGCCGGUGCCUGUGAAGAGCGCUGAGACAGCGGCCAAGGCAAAGAGCCAACAGCAGCAGCAGCAGCAGCAGCAACAGCCAGAUGACGCAAGCCUGCCAAUGAGAGACACGGCAGCAACAGCAGCAACAACAGCAACAACGACAGCAACAGCAGCAGCGCCAGCGACAUCAUCAUAUGAAAAUAAACCAAGAGCAGCAGCAGCUGAUCAGUCGCUGCCUUACGCAUUCGAGCAGUCGACUAAACACAGCAGCAACAUCAGCAGCAGCAGCAGCCAUAGCCACAGUCACAGUCACAGUCAGAGUCACAGCAGCAACAGCAACAGCAACUACAUGAACGGCAGCAAAUUUCCAGCCAGCAUGGAGAGUGAAUUGGCGCGCAUGUUUCCGAGCAUCGCGCAGCAGGGCGACAUUUUCGCGGAGCAACGCAAGCGAUUCUCCAACAUUGAGUCGAGCAGCCGGCAACAGUUGCUGCCAGCGCAGAGCAAACGCUACUCGAACAUUGAGACGAGCUCGUACGAGUCCCAGAAGCGUGUGGAGAACGGACAAGUGGUCUACGACAGCAGCAGGAGCAAGCGCGAGCAGCGGGAAGAGGGCGAGCCGCUGAGUGGCAAUGAUAAGCAGGCAGCAACAGUUGCAGCAGCAGCAACAACAGUGGAUGAGGUGGAUUGUGCACCGCCUCCUGUGCCGCCACCGCCGGCAGCAGCUAAUAUUAUGUCAGCAACGAAAUUAAAUGGCUUGUCAAACACUUUCAACGAUGACGCACAGCAGCAGCAGCAACAACAGCAACAUAAAGAGAGCAGCCAGACAACAACAGCAACAUCUACAGCUGGCAGCCAUGCCAAGGUGAACACUGGCAGCGGCACUUAUGAGGAAUUUCGGCAACGUGCCAAAGCAGCGCUCGACGCAAUUGCGCAGCCUUCGCCGGACAAUGAAAAGCUCUUCAAGGACUUUGACGCCCUCUCCCAGCAGCUGAAUGCGGAGCUGCAAACGGGACGCGAGCAGCGGCAGCAGCGCGACAAAUCUGCCUCGCUCUACGAUCUCAGUCGGUUAACCAACAGCAGCAGCAGCAAUGGCAACGGCAGCAACAGUUGCCAGCAGGAGCAGCUGAAGCGUCAGCGACAUGCGCACAUGCAGGAGCUGGAGCGCGAGAUUGAGCGCUCGGCCAGGUCGCGGCAGGAGCGUCUGUCCUCGGUGCCGCGCACUGUGGAUAUACCCGUUGAGCUGGCGCCGGACUACCGAAGCCGUCGCUCCGAGUCGCUGUGCAAUCUCAGCGAGAACGGCGGGCAGCGGCCGCACACGUCCGCGGAGCACUAUCCGCGCCAGCAGCAGGACGACUGGGCGCGCUAUGCCAACGACCUGGGCUACUCGGAGAAUAUUGCGCGUCCGUUCGCGCGCGAGGUGGAGAUCUGCUAUCAGCGGCAGCGACAGCCGCACAGCGCGAUACGCGCUCCACGGCUCUCGGCCAGCACGAACGAUCUGUCCAGCAGCAGCAGCUACGAUGGCUUCAAUGCGUACGGAGGCGGCAGGAGGCAUGCACCCAUGCUGCAGCAGGCGCCGCAGCAGCAGCGACCGCACUACGCCAGCUGCUACUCGAUGAUUGAGCGCAAUCCCAAUCCCACGUACAUCAGCACCACCUCCAGGCGUGGCGUCUCGCCCGCGCCACAGACGCCGCACUCGGGCCAGCCUCCUGCCUACGACCGGCAGCAGCGACGCGCCUCGCUACCGCGCGAGCUGCACGAACAGCAGCUCAAGUAUAUACUGAGCAAGGAGGAGGAGCUGAAGCUGGAGUUUGAGCGGCUGCAGCAGGAGCGUCGCCGGCUCAUGGAGGAGAUGGAGCGGGCGCCGACUGUGCUGCAGGCGCCGCCGCCGCGACGCGAGAGCUACCGGCCGGCGCCGAAGCUGCCGACGCUGAGCGAGGACGAGGUGUUCCGCCAGCAGAUGGCUGAGGAGUGGAUGCACAAGGUGGCGGAGCGCGAGGAGCGGCGCCAGCACAAGAUCAUCAAGAUCUCGAAGAUCGAGGAUGAGCAGCAGCACGCCACCGAGGAGCAGGCGAACAUUAGCGACGAGUUCCUCAAUCGGGUCAAGGAACGGCGCCACAAGCUGGCCAUGCCCGCGGACAGUGACUGGGAGAGCGGCGCCGAGUCGCAGCCGGUGCAGGGCAAGGCGGAGUCCGACGUGGAUGGGGAGCCGGUGCCGCCAGUGCGUGUGCUCGAGGGCCAGGCGGAGGCGAAUCUGCGCGAGCUGCCGCGCCACUUGCGCGAAUUCGCCAAGUUCAGCAGCUGCGAGCAGCUGGAGGGAGGCCAAGUGGAGCGGCACGAGCAGCAGGAGAGGAACGAGAGCGCCACGGACAAUGCACAGUGCAGCGCCACCAAGAAGUCGACCAUUGUGAAGACGUACAAGGUGUCCCGGCUGCCGCCGUCUGUCCAGGGCGUCUGGACACCCAAGAGCCAAACACCGUACGGCUCCAGCAACGAGCUAGAUCACAGCUCCUCGGCGGCGCCCACUCCACCGCCGCCGCCCACACAGCCCGUGUGGACGCCGCAGCCGUCGCCAGCGUUGAGCGGGCGCAAGGAGUUCCGCCCUGUGCGCUUUGAAUCGCCCACACUACCGCGACGCUACACGGCCCUGCAGCAACAACAACAGCCAGCGGCAGCGACGACGACGACACCACCGUGGUCUUAUACAAACGGCAGUUGCCCGGUGCCUGCACCACGCAGCAGCACCACCACCACCAGCACCAAUCUGAGCACGCCGCCCUCAACGCUCAACUCCAACAACUCGGACUACGCGGAGACCGAUUAUUCCAAUCAAUUUGGCCCAGUGGCACCCAGUGCCAGCGUCUCCGACAAGAUCAAAACAUUUGAACGCUCGGCUUCCACAUCGGAGCUGUAUAGGCCGUUCGCACGCCGUCAACCAAACGACACUAGCCGCGCCGUCUAUAGGCCCAAUGAAGUCAUCUACAAAGUCAAGCACGAGUAUAUGAGCGAACCGGAAACGGAAAGCGAUCGUCCGAGAAAAAUGGCACAGUUAGGUCGACGGCAAUACGAAGGGAUCGGUCCCGUUACCAACGAUGGAAUGCCCAUCAUACUCAGAUCGGAGGUCCAGGAACCGCAUCAGCAUGAAUGGUAUAAGCGCCUCUAUCAGACCAUACAUAAGCAGAAGAAUGGCGACGAAUUUGUGAUACGCUACAAGUGUCCCAGAGCUCGUCCAUCCUAUAAGAGCAAUGGUUAUGUCUCUGAGCCCGAGCCCAACUACGAUUCCGAUUACUCAACAGUAAAAUAUCGUACACCCAAUCCGCUGCGCGUGCAAUCGGUCUCGUCGGCUGUAAAUGUGCGCAAUUUAAACCAGGACGAUAAAUUGUAUGGUACUAUGCCCAAUCCCAUAAAAUCGGCACAAAACUCAUACAAGAAUCAACCUGGUCGCAUCGAGGACUAUACCACGGGUCAUUCGUCCGUUUCGGAGAAGGAGAAGAAGGAGUGGUGGGACGAAGUGAUGGACAUCUUUAACGGGAAUUUGGAACAAUCGAAACUAUCGCCGCUUUACACAGAAGGCAAUUUGUCAAGAGCUCUGGCCAAAGAAUCUGGUUAUACCAGCGAUUCCAAUCUAGUCUUUCGCAAAAAGGAGCUGCCCUUUAGCAGUCCGCUGAGUCCUGUGGAGCAGCGUCAGGCCUACAAGAGCUUACAAGCCGGUGGUGAGCCGCCUUUGCUUGGCUUCCGCAAGCCAGCGCCCGAGAAACCCAAAGAAAUUGUAGAAGAGUUUGAAUUUAUACAGAUAACGCCGACGCUAACCAAAAUACGCGUCAGCACCAAACCCUUAGAGGAGACUAAGGAAGAAUCGGAUAAAGCCAAGGUAGCAACGCCAGCAGCAGCACCGCCACCACCACCACCUCCUCCACCGCCACCGCCGCCGCCUCCUCCGGCUACAGCUACCAAAAUGUUUACGCAUUUCUCGAAGAAUCUGCCCUCGUUUAUACCGUUAAGCAAGAAGCAGCAGCAGCAGGAGACUCCGCCGCUACCGCCCAAUCGUCGCUCCUCCUGCACGAAGAGCACGGUGCGCGUGGAGAAGAUAACGAGCAGCUGCUCGAAAUCGCGUCACGAUCAAUGCUUUCAGCCACCAGGCGGGAAUAGCAACAGCAACAGCAAUACUAUUACCCUGCGCAAGGUCUCUACCGCGCGUCGGGAGCCCAUCUGUCGCUCCAAGUCCACGGGCGCCGUGUCCACAUUGCUGGCCACGCUGACCGCCACCAAGGAGACACGCAGCAAGGAUGGCUGUCUGAUGAGAGUGCAGCAGCAGCAGCAGCAUCACGCUCGCCUGCGCUCCGUCAGUCCGAGCCGUCGUCCGGCGCGCCUCCUGGCGCUGCGCCAUUCGAGUCGCAGUCCCGUCGCCUUCGGCCGCAGCAUUUCCAAGGAGCGCAGCUUUGCCGAGGAGAAGAAGCGACUGGAGAAUACGCUGCCUGCGAGCCGCACCAACUUUGAGGCUAGCACGAAUAUACUGAGGGAUCCCUCGCUGAAGUCGCCGCAGGAGGUGCGCGAGGCGGUGCGCUCGUACGCCACGUGCAAGGCGCAGCAUACGCGCAGCAAAUCGUUGCCGCGCUUGCGCCACAGCACCGUUAGCACCACUACUCGCCACACCAUGUGCUUCCCCCAGGUUCGACCGCAGAAUCUGCUCGACUGCAGUCGUGCCCUGAAGAAGGUGAUGCCCAAAAGCAGCAAGGUGCAGACCCAGACCAUUGCCACGGUGCAUCGCAGCGCCUCGAACGAGAGCUUGCCCAGGACCAACUCCACCUACUCCAUUGACUCGGUGGUGCGACAGGAGUAUGUGCCCAUAGCACCGCCCAAAACCUAUGUGGGUAAGUCGAAGCCAGUCAAAUCGCUGCCAGCGCCGCUGCAGACCAGCCGCAGCGAGGGCCACGUGCCACGCAAACGUGCCGGCACCGCCAAAGCCACCAAGACCACUGCCAAGUCCAAGCCAGCUGUGGCCCAGCAAUCCUACAGCGAGACGGUGCGCGAGAAAACUCACUUCUGGAACGAUUACAAUGCCAAGCAGAGCCAGACCCAAACGCCACACUCGCUGCCGCAGCUAAUCAAUGGCGGCACCACCGCUGACUACAAAUACUGCUCGCUGGUGGAGCCGGCCUACGGCGAGGAUAUCUAUGACUACACCGCACCGCCGCCCUCCAGCUGCAUUGAGGAUCUCGUGUGGAAGUAUGAGAGCAAGGCACAGGCAGGCGCUCGACCGCAGGCUGUCACGGACAUCGCCCGUCCGCAGUCGCCCGAGGUAGUGCAGCGUCGGUUCUCACCCACGCGGGAGGUGCGUGUGCCGCAGCCGCAGCAGCAGCAGCCACAGCAGCAGCGGGAGGUGCGUUCGCCCUCUCGUCGUCGCAUCGACAGUCUGCGCUCGAGCCAGCGCCAGGACAAGGAGCACCAGCAGGCGGUGGCACGUGCCAGCAGCCUGAGUAGCGCCGACGAUCGCAGCAGGCGGCAGCAGGGCGGUGCAGACAGCACUACCGCUGGCGGCCUCUAUCAGUGCGGCGAGCUGGCGCACAGUGCCACCUCGCUGGUGCAGCUGGAGCGGCACAGUCCGAGCUGCCGCUACCGCAACAACUGCGAACGCUUCACCGAGCUGAAUCGCUUCUACAGCACCUUGGAGCGGGUGGGGCAGCUGGAGCGGGCCACCUCGGCGAGCAACUUUCAUCCGUUGCGCAAGGAUGCGGAGCUGCUCGACUUCGAUGAGUGGCGCAAGGUGCGUCUGCACGAGCGGGCCGAAAAGGAGCUGCAAUACCUGGUCGGAAAACUGCAGUCGGAUCAGCGGGAACGCGAUCUGCACUUUCGCUCGAAGGACGUGAAUGAGAUCAAGUGGCGGCAGGAGGCGGACCAGGCGCUGCAUGCCAAACAGAAGUCCGUCGAGGAUUUGCGCGAGAAUUUCGAGCAGCUGCAGCUGCUGAAGCGGCAGCGCGCCGAGGCGCAGCUCCUGCCGCCCGUGCAGCGUCAAUGGCGACGCAAUACCGUCGCAGAUCUGGCGAGCAGCCUGGAGACACAGUCCCAGGCGCAGGCCCAAGCCCAGGCGGAGCGACAUCUGAACAACGAUCUGGUUAGCACACUCUCCAAGGAUCAGAUCAAGAAGAUAACCCAGCAGCUAAACGAGAUCUAUGCGGGCAAUAGAAGGGCCACGGUGGAGGAGCAGUAUGUGGUGACCGUGGAGAAGGACUCCAAGCCGAGCAGCCAUGCGAACACGCUGAAAGUGCGCUGCAACUCGAGCAUCAGCAAGGAGCAGCUGCUUGGGCCGGUGCUGCGCAAGCGCGAGGAGCAGCAGCAGGCGCAGACGCUGCCACGUGCCACGCGCAGCCAGUCGCCGGUGGUGGUGGCUCGCGAGACACGCGGCGCUAUAGCCGCCAAGAAUGCGGAGCUAAGCCUGAGCAAGCCGCCCGAGGUGCCGCCACGACCCAAGCCCAAAGCGGAAACCAAGCCAGGCAUGGCUAAGGCUGAACAGGAGUCGCAGCAGUCGCAGCAGUCCCUGGAGCCGCAGGAGUCCAAAGAGAAUCCCAUCAAUCAGAAAAUCCAAUAUUUCGAGGAGCGCCAGUUCGAGGAGCCCAGCAAGACCAUCUACCAUGCGCGCGAGGACAGCUCCCCGGACGAGGCCGAGGUGAUGCGCCUCAUCGAGCAGAACAUGCAGGCCAGGCAGCAGGCCCGCCACCAGCACAGCCACAGCCACAGCCACAGCCACAGCCACGCCCACACCCAGCUGGUGCACACGGAGCUGAGCAACUCGCUGACCGAUCUGAGCGGCAUCUACGGCGAACGCGCCGCGGCUCGCGUAAAUUUUCACUUGCACAGCCCGCCCGAGCGGCCGCCCGAGGAGGAAGCCGCGCCCGAUCCGGCGGGCGAGCUGCACCGCUACGGGGCUGGUUCGCCCGCUGGCAGCGUUGAGCUGUACGAUGCGUACUAUCGGUCGCGCAGCCUGUCGCCGCAGUCGCAGGUCUCGGCCUGCUCCAGCUCCUACUUGCAGCGCGUCUACACGGGCGAGGUGCAGAAGAUCAAGCAGAAGUUCGAGAGCAUCGAGCGGGAGCAGUCCAACGAGCGGCGUCAUUUUUUUGGGCUUAGCCAGCUGCGGAAGGCGCGCAGCGAUCCUCAAUUGAAGGCCGGAGGAUCAAAAGACGCCUCGGGCAACGCUGCGGAUGCGUUGCCAGCCGCCGAUGACGGCGUCAGCCAGCUGACGCACAGGUUUGAGUUGCGCGCGGCCACGCCCACCGGCUCGCCGGAACGUGGCAGGCGGCGACAGCGCGGACUCCUCAUGCCGCACAUCGACAUCAUCAGCAAGACGGCGGAGCUGCUGCCGGCCAAGGCGGCCAGUCCGACGCGCAGCCACAGCAGCAACAGCUGCUCCACGGGCCACGUGCAGACGCUGCGCCAUCGCUACGAGUCCCCCGAGCCGGGCCAGAGUCUGCCCCAGCGUUAUCUCUCCACCUCGCUGGCAGAUCUGCGGGAUGUGCACGAUAUCUCGCCCCACUUGAGCGGCGACUGGGUGGCCCACAAGCAUCCGCAGCGCACGCCGGCGCUGCCCAAGAAACCCCAACGCCAGCCGGGCCCCCGAGCCAGCUCCACCUCGCCCAUGCGUCCGGCCAGGGCGAGUCAGCAGCCACAGACAACAGCCAGUUCCGACAUCUUUGCCAACCAGCAAUUCGAUGCCCACAAGCAUCGGCCCAAGGCGCGCUAUGUGCCCGACGGGGAGCCAGCGGCUAGCGCCCGGCGUUGCCCGGUCGGCAGUCUGGAACGUCUCAAACGCAGCGCCAUGGCGGUCACAUUUACAGACGUCAAUAUACACUUCAAGACCCCACUCAGGCAUGAGUACAAGCCAAACAUAUCGGAUGAGGAAUUAGCCAUACGUCAAGCGGAGCAUAUGCAAAAGUUAUACCAGGAGGAGCGUCGACGCAAAUAUCUACAGGAGCUGCAGGACAUGAAUUCGCGACGACACACCGACAAUUUCACACCCUCACAAAAGUCGCCGAUUGCCCUCAAUCGUUACGAUGACUUCCCCACAGACGUGACGCUUAAGUCGCUCGUGGGACCCAAAACAGUGGCACGCGCUCUCUACAAUUUCCAGGGACAGACCUCCAAGGAGCUCUCGUUCCGCAAGGGCGACACCAUCUACAUACGACGACAAGUCGAUCCCAAUUGGUACGAGGGCGAGUAUAACGCCAUGAUUGGAUUGCUGCCUGCUAGCUAUGUGGAGAUUAUCAGUCGUGAUGGCGCUCGCACACCCUCGAAGCGUCCCUCCGAGGGUCAGGCUCGUGCCAAAUACAACUUCCAAGCGCAGUCCGGCGUUGAGCUCUCGCUGAACAAAGGCGAGCUGGUCACACUAACACGUCGUGUCGAUGGCAAUUGGUUUGAGGGCAAAAUAGCCAACCGCAAGGGCAUUUUCCCUGUCUCCUAUGUGGAGGUCUUAACCGAUAUUGGUGCGGAAGAUAUUGCGGCCAGAACGACAACAGUUAUCAACACUCAGAGCACCACAAAUUUGCGUCCAAAUCUGGACGUGUUGCGCACAAAUAUCAAUAACGAGUUCAAUACGCUAACCCAGAACGGAGCACAUCCGCCCAAUGGCAUACUGAAGGAGACCCGCACGCUGCACAAGACAGAUGCACUCCAUGUGGACACCAGCUCCGAGCCACUCACCUAUCGCGCUCUGUACAAAUAUCGGCCACAGAACUCCGACGAACUGGAGAUCUUCGAGGGCGAUCUGGUGCAUGUUCUAGAGAAAUGCGACGAUGGCUGGUAUGUGGGCACCUCGCAGAGAACGGGUUGCUUUGGCACAUUCCCCGGCAACUAUGUGGAACGUGUAUGAGCCCAAAAAAAGAAAAGAAAAUAA
This is a messenger RNA of Drosophila mojavensis, 13565 nucleotides long. It is a transcript of the gene CAP, whose product is annotated as sorbin and SH3 domain-containing protein 1. NCBI's taxonomy places the organism in Eukaryota, Metazoa, Arthropoda, Insecta, Diptera, Drosophilidae. Bases 579 to 13541 code for a protein of 4320 amino acids. Gene Ontology annotation, molecular function: protein binding. The record is from RefSeq and is a predicted model, not a curated record. The transcript is spliced from 18 exons.